UGGCAAAGGAGGUUCUGCAGGGUGCUGAUCAUGAAGUAAGCCAAAAUGACUGUGAAAUUCAUUUUUCUUCCACCUCUGCUCUUGGCUUUCUGCUUUGCAACAGGGAGUGAGCGGGAAGGGACAGCAGCGUCACAAGGCUCUAACUUCUCCUGCGUGGACCUGGAUCGCUUCUAUGACCACACUAUUUGGUCACGGCUGGAAUCUGUUAAUCAUUUGUUCUGCCCUUUGGAUAAUCAGAGCCUGCAGCUCCUUCAGUCUGUCUCUGACUUUGAUGUCCUGUGGAGCAAAGACUGUCAACCGCUUCACUCCAUUCCCUCAGGCCACCUGCACAGCACAUUGCGGAACACAACUGCAUACCUCACCUUUGAAAACCCAAACGCCGGUGAUGCUGGCAUCUACACUUGCACACUGUACUUGAAUGGUCAAAGAAACGCCUCCUUUACUGUCCAGCUGAACAUGGCAGAUCUAUGCAAGGUGUUUCCCAAGUUCCUCAAUCCUUCUUACAACAUGACUUUGGAGAGAGCUUUGGGAAGUCAGUUAACACUGAACUGCACUGUACAGCUACCGUUCAGUAUGGGCUGUGACUUUGGCCUACACUGGAUGAAAGAUAACCACUGGUUAGACAAUGAGACCCAUGCUUCUUCAAAAAAUUGGUUAAAUGACAAUGCAACAGAAAUAUUUGUCUCCAGCUCUUUAGAGGUCAAUAUGACUGGUGAAGAAAACUAUGGAGUUUUUGCCUGUUUGGUUAGAAACAACUCAGCUGUUUUUACACUACAAAAAUCAGCAGAGACUGCUGGGCAUUUGGGUGCUGUUCUUGCUGCACUUGUCAUUGUGGCACUGCUGCUGUUCACAACUGUGAUAUAUGUGAAGUGCCGUCUGAAUGUGCUGCUCUGGUAUCGGAACCAUCAUGGAGAACUGGAGAUUAAUGAUGGAAAGCUGUAUGAUGCCUACGUGUCUUAUGCUAACUCUACAGAUGACAGAAAGUUUGUCAACUUCAUAGUGAAGCCACACCUGGAGAAUCGCUAUGGCUACAAGCUCUUUUUAGAUGAUAAGGACAUUCUGCCCAGCUCAGAACCCUCUGCAGAUCUGAUCAUGAAUGUCAGCCGGUGUCGACGCCUCAUUGUGGUUCUCUCUAAUGCAUACCUGGAACAUGAGUGGUGUAACAAUAAUUUCAGGGAAGGUCUUUGGAGGCUGCUGGAACUGUCUCGAAGGCCAAUCUUCAUUGCUUUUGAGAGCCAGUAUCGGGAAAUAGCACAUCCGGCCAUUAGUUUGCUGAAACAGCACAAGAGUGCCGUAACCUUGCUGAUGUGGCGUGCUGGUUCUAUGGUGCCUUCAUCUGAUUUCUGGAAGGAACUGUGCCUCAGCCUCCCACGGAAAGUCUCCUACCAAGGCCUCAGGGGAGACCCACAAACCUACCUCCAGGAAGACAAGGACCCCAUGUUGAUCCUGAACAGUAACUACCUGGAUUUCCGGGGAGAUUCCCAUCCUGAAGGAGAUGCUGGUGUCCGAGGGCCUAUUUUCAAAGGCCCCCCAGUGCCUCGUAUAACUGGCCCUGAUGGUCCACCAUGUGGUGCAGUGGAAGAAUUACAACUUGGGGAAAACCAGAGGAGUGAGAUAGACAUCUCUGAUUUGGGAUCUCGCAACUAUGGAGCAAGGACAGACUUCUACUGCCUCGUGACAGAAGAUGAUAUAUGAGAUACUGGGAUAUUCUUGAGAAACUCACACACUUUCUUAGAAUCAUGUUCUUUGACAAAGAUAAUCUGCUCCACUUGUUUUCUUUAAUUCAAAACAACUGCAUGGAGACCACAUGGCUAUGUCCUGGGCCUGACUUUCUUCAUCUUCAAGACUUCAAUGAUUCCUUUCAUAGGAGAAUUAGAUGAAGGGAUAAAGGGAAAUCCAUCAACAUUUCAGAUAUUACCAAGCCAGAGGGGAUAAGAUGAAUACCUCAGAUAGGUAUAAAAUUCAAAAUAACUUCAAUAGAAUGAAGAGCUGGUAGAAACUAACAAAAUCAUAAUCAGUUAUAAAGUUCUGUAUUUAGGCAAUAGCAAUCCAGAUGUGCAGACAGUGGACACCUGGAGUGGCAGUAGUAAAUUUGAAAAGGCUGUUGGGGUUGUGGUCACUCAUAAGCUCAACAUGGAUCAAUGUGAAGUCUAAGGCUUUCAUGGCCAGCAUCCAUUUUGUGUGUGUGUGGGGGGGGUGUUGGUCUAUGUGGCCAUCCUCUGGAAGAAUUUAUUCCUGGCAUUUCG
Sceloporus undulatus (fence lizard) is the source of this 2246-nucleotide messenger RNA. RefSeq names its product single Ig and TIR domain containing (gene SIGIRR). Gene Ontology annotation, biological process: signal transduction. The record is from RefSeq and is a predicted model, not a curated record. Lineage: Eukaryota; Metazoa; Chordata; Lepidosauria; Squamata; Phrynosomatidae. The coding region runs from base 46 to 1695 and encodes 549 amino acids. The transcript is spliced from 11 exons.